Photinus pyralis (common eastern firefly) is the source of this 1907-nucleotide messenger RNA. RefSeq names its product ubiquitin-conjugating enzyme E2 R2. The record is from RefSeq and is a predicted model, not a curated record. Gene Ontology annotation, molecular function: ubiquitin conjugating enzyme activity. The transcript is spliced from 4 exons. Gene Ontology annotation, biological process: ubiquitin-dependent protein catabolic process; protein polyubiquitination. The coding region runs from base 255 to 980 and encodes 241 amino acids. NCBI's taxonomy places the organism in Eukaryota, Metazoa, Arthropoda, Insecta, Coleoptera, Lampyridae.
CCAGCUGUUUACCUCAAUCACAAAUGAAUGAGAAACAGUGCAGCGAAGGUAAAAGUCGAAGCCUUUGUUGUGACGACCGUUAAAAUUUCGUUUAGCAUACGCAUCAAUUUAGUAAAAUAUUACACUAAAAACCCGUUACUUCGAACAGUUCGCGUUUUCACAGUGCAAUUGCGGUAAUAUCGUCGUAUAAAUGGCGUCUUAGGUUAUUGUUGUGUUUGUGUGGUUUGUGAAUUAACACUCGAGAUCGUAGAAAAAUGAUGGCAAAUCCAAGAACCAGUGGUGCUCUACGCGCUUUGGCCGUCGAAUAUAAAUCCCUACAGGAGGAGCCGGUCGAGGGAUUCUGUGUUAAACUUGUUAACGAAGACAAUCUCUUCGAAUGGGAAGUUGCAAUUUUCGGACCACCAGAUACCCUCUACAUGGGUGGAUAUUUUAAGGCUCGGAUGAAAUUUCCACCAGAUUAUCCAUAUUCACCACCCUCAAUACGAUUUCUAACAAAAGUGUGGCAUCCAAAUGUGUAUGAGAAUGGCGACCUAUGCAUCAGUAUAUUACACCCUCCAGUAGACGACCCUCAAUCCGGCGAGCUACCCUGCGAACGUUGGAAUCCAACGCAAAAUGUUAGAACAAUCCUAUUGAGCGUUAUAUCGUUGCUCAACGAGCCAAAUACGUUUAGUCCUGCCAACGUCGAUGCGUCGGUUAUGUAUCGCCGUUGGAGGGAUUCGAAAGGACGGGACAAGGAAUAUGAAAAUAUCAUAAGAAAACAAGCUAUGGCAGCUCGCGCAGAAGCAGAAAGGGAGGGUAUUCAGGUUCCGCUAACGCUAGAAGACUACUGUAUUAAAACGCAAGUGAAGCCAAAUAACGACAACCAAGUCGAGAUGACCGACUUUUACGACGACGAUUACGACGAAGACUACGACGACCCCUCAGACGGUUCGGAUUGUGCAGAGGACGACGAAAACGAUAGCGGUAACGGGGAAUCGUGAUCCCAAUAGGAGAUUAUGCACAGAUCUAACCUGCUAAAUUGUAUUCUUAUCUAAUUGUAGGCGUUUUGAUAAGUACCCCUUAUUUUCUCAUCGGUUUGUUGUAGCUUCGUUACGAAUAGAUUUCGGUGUGGUAGGAGGUUGCAGCUGCCAACUUGACAAUUAGAAAGUUGCCCACUAUCGCUAGCUCAUACUAUCUGCAUAGAUAGCGUAUAUUUUUUUAAUUACACACUAUUUUUGUACCGUUAAUUUGCAAGACUGCCACAAUAGAUCAGUUUGGGGUUACUAUCAAACCUACCUUGAUCACAUGUACAUACUAGAAAAUAGUUUAAGACGAUUUCUUGUUUCAAUACAAGGUGAUGCUACGAUGUUUGUGAUAUCGUCAGUCCAUAAUGAGGAUCUCUCAUAAGCACUGUUACAAUUCACACUUUUCACAUUAUUUUUAUUCGGAAAGGGACUAUGUUAAUACUCCAGAUCACGACGUGGGUUCUUGCACGAAUUAUCCACAGGCAGUAUUAACCAUCCUACUUCGUUUUCCUAAACCUCCUACUUGUACAUAUAUAUCGUAAAUUGGAGAGUUUACAACGCGCUAUUUAGGUGUAACAAAAAAGUUAUGAGAUUUUCAUUUCGAUAGUAGGGCCUUUAGCAAAAAGAUUUGUAAAUAAGUUAGAUUAUACUAUUAUUUAUUAAGUCCAAUUCAAUUUUUUUACUUGAUUUUCACAUGUUCGGUUAAUUGAUAAAUCGGUUGUGGAAUUUAAGAGUCAAAUUGUAGAGCAACUACUGUACUAAAUAUCGGUUAUUCGUAGAUUUAAAUUUUAUUUUAUUUACCUACUUUGUUGACUUGUGAAAAUUGCAAAAGGUGUGAUUUUUGUUAUAAUUUAUGAUACAGUGUGCGCACUGGUAUUCCAUAAAUAAAUGGCUAUCCUAAUA